CAACUUCGGGAAGCAUCGCUGCAACCUCAGUCUGCCCCUGUUCACGCGCCUCCUUAUAAGAUACUUUCCAGAGAAAAGUACCAAACAAACGAGCGUCAAACCAUGUGUUUUCGUCGUUGAGAGAGAGAGAGAGGGAGGGUGGCCGCCUUCUCCUUUACAUCUUGCCUGCUGGUCACGGAAGCGAGCUCGCCCUCUCGUUUGCCCCUUUACAGUGUACGAACAUCUCCGCUUGAUCAUGUCAAAAAUUAGUAAACUCAUCGGCAGCAUCACCAAGCCCUUCAAAUCUCGCCAUUCCGAAGGCCGCGAGGAGGAAGAUUUGCAAGCCAUAGCAGUUCAGGAGCAGAGGGUCUUCUCUCUCACUGUGUUGUCUGCAGCCACCCGCAAUUUCCAUCUGGGGAACAAGCUCGGUGAAGGUGGUUUCGGACCCGUCUACAAGGGGACAUUGAGGGAUGGGAGGGAGAUCGCGGUGAAGAAGCUGUCUCACGCGUCGAGGCAGGGGCAGAAGGAGUUCAAGAACGAGGCGGAGCUCCUUUCUCGCGUGCAGCACAGGAACGUGGUCAACCUGCUGGGUUACUGUACAGAGGGCGUCGAGCCGAUCCUCGUCUACGAGUAUGUGCACAACGAGAGCCUCGACAAGCACCUCUUUGAUCCGCAGAAACGCAGCAAGCUGGACUGGCCUAAACGUCUUGAUAUAAUUCAUGGAGUGGCACGAGGAUUGCUUUACCUCCACCAAGGUGCACAUUGCCGUAUAAUCCAUCGUGACAUUAAAGCUGGAAACAUCCUUCUUGAUGAGAGAUGGCAACCGAAGAUAUCAGACUUUGGCAUGGCUCGACUCUUUCCUGAAGAUGGCAAGACUCAUGUCAAUACACGUGUGGCGGGUACGAAUGGAUACAUGGCACCAGAGUAUGUAAUGCAUGGGGAUUUGUCGGAGCGAGCUGAUGUUUUUAGCUUUGGCGUUGUUGUCUUGGAGAUAAUAAGUGGGAAAAAGAACUCCACUUUUCAACCCUUACCUGAGGCGCAGUGCUUGCUAGAAUGGGUUUGGAGGUUGUUUAAGAAAGACCGAAGCUUGGAGAUUAUGGAUCCAACCUUGGCUGCAUCAGCAGAAGUUGAGCAAGUGAAGAUGUGCACACACAUUGGGCUUCUAUGCACGCAAGCUGACCCACAACUGCGGCCACUAAUGAACCGAGUGGUGACCCUCUUUCACAAAAAACCUGGAAACAUUGAAGAAGAGCCAACUAGGCCCGGUUUCCAUGGGCAGAGAUACAGGAGACAUUCCAAGCCCGGAUCAACAUCAUAUGGUAUCUCCAGCACGAGUCGUUCUGCUGGAUCCUCCUCACGCUCUAGUGCUAGCAGUACUAAUGUCACUGCUGGAGCCAGUGGCACCAGCAACCCCAUGGGUCCUUCCACAUCUAGGAUGAUCCAUGUUUCCGGUUCUAAUUCUGCAGGCCCCUCUACGUCUGGGACGCGCUCCGUUUCCCAGUCUCAGGAAUCCUCGGGAUUAGCUUGAGCUCAAGAUGCUUUUGUGCAGAUCUUAUUCUUUAUUUGUAUAUUAAUGAUCAAAUUUUGUUUCAAUUGUUGAUAAAUGGUUGGUCUUUGUUGUAGAGUACGAAUUAAAUAAGGUUUGUAACAAAUAGAAGUCGUCAAUUGUUUGCUGGGAGGGUCGGCACCCUUUUGUGCUGCUAACGAGGUCACUUCAAUUGUUAAAGUAAUCGUGGUUUCUUGA
Nymphaea colorata (pocket water lily) is the source of this 1723-nucleotide messenger RNA. RefSeq names its product cysteine-rich receptor-like protein kinase 43. The record is from RefSeq and is a predicted model, not a curated record. Gene Ontology annotation, biological process: protein phosphorylation. The transcript is spliced from 6 exons. Gene Ontology annotation, molecular function: protein kinase activity; ATP binding. The coding region runs from base 236 to 1507 and encodes 423 amino acids. NCBI's taxonomy places the organism in Eukaryota, Viridiplantae, Streptophyta, Magnoliopsida, Nymphaeales, Nymphaeaceae.